AUGCGUGCGCCAAUUGAGGCCCAGCUAGCAGCUGCGGCUGCGCUCGCUCGGGCCGGCGGUGCUGCGGCGACGGCGCCGCUGCCUGAGACGCCCGGCGCCGGCGCGACAGCGUCGCUGCUGGUGACGCCCGGCGCCGGGGCGACGCCGCCGCUGCCUGUGACGCCCGGCGCCGUGGUGACGGCGCCCCCGCAGCCGGCGCCGGGCGGGCCGCUGCAGGAGGAUGCGGACGCAGCCAUAGACAGCUUGCUUUUUGAUCUUGUAGAAGACAUUGCAGCUGAUGCAGCACCGGGCAAGCAGCUGCUGCACCCGCUGCAGCUGCAGCAGCCGUUGUUGCUGAAACAGCAGCAGGAGCAGGUGCUGCUGCAGCACCAGCUUGCGCAGCAGCACACAAAGGCGGAGUGGAAUCAGCUGACUGUGCAGCAGCAGCAGCAGCAGCAGCAGCAGCAGCAGCAGCAGCAGCAGCAGCAGCAGCUGCUGCUGGCACAGCAGCCGCUUGCGCAGCAGCCGUCCCAGCUAACGCUAGCGCAGCAGACAGAGGUGCAGCAGCACGGCCGGCUGCACAUGCUGCACGCGCAGGUGGCGCAGGAGCGCCAACGGCAGCAGGCCGCAGCAGAGCAUCGCAGACUGAUGCUCCAGCAGGCGCAGCAGCCCGGAACGAGCGGGGGAGUGCAGCAGCCGGCGCCACUGCCUGCAGCGCCGCUGUCUGCAGCACAGCUGCAGCUUCAGGUGCCCUCAGCAUCAACGCCCGCGCACAGCCUGCAGCCGCAGCAGGGCUCACACCCAGACAUCCUGCAGCAGCAGUUGGGACCGCUCGCGCCCCUGCUGAUGGGCGACCCGCAAUCUCUGUUUGCUCAGCUGCAAGUGCUGUCCUUGAGCGGCCCAGGCGGUUGGGAAGCAUCAGACAUCGGCGCGGGCGCGGCUGCCCAGGCGUCGGUCGGCGCCGACGCUGCCCUUGACUUGCUUAGCGGGCCGCUGCGCCAACAGCAGCACGCCGCGGUCCCGGCAUCGACGCAGCCCGCCGCUUUCGGUGCGCCGCAGGCGCCGUGGCUUCGGCAGGCGAGCGCGGCUGUCGCAACGCAGCAGCUGGCGCCGCUGCCGCUGCUGCCUCCGCAGCAACAGUUGGCGGCCAGGCAGGCGCCACAGGCGUUGAUGACGGCCGGCCAGCAGCCGCUGGCAACUGCGCUGCUGCAGCAGCUGCAGCAUACUUCGCCUCAACAGCAGCAUUUGCAGCAGCAGCAGCAGCAGCAGCCGCUUGACGCCACCGCCACGACAUCCGCAGCGCUCACGGAGGCGCACCUGGUCGACCUCAUCGCGCGCGCUCUCGGCCAGCUGCCGGGCCCGAGCGCCCCGCGCGCCCCAACGCAUGAGGGCGGCGGAGCCCCCAGCGCGCCCACGGGGGCGCCCGCGGGCGUGCCGGGGGGUGCGGGCGCUGCGGCCGAGGACCGGGCGUCUGAGCGGCUGCGGCAGCUGUUGGGCCUUGGGCUGCCGGAUGAUGACACGGAGAUGCUGUCGCAGCUGCCCUCCUGGCUUUUGGCGGAUGACGCGGCAGCCCCGGCCAGCGAGCGGGCCGCGGGCGCCGCCGCCGCCGCCGCCGCCCCCGCCGCCGCAGCGGGCCCCCGGGUGCUGGCGGCGCCGCAGGGGCAGGGCGCGCCGGAGGGCGUGGACCACGGGGCGCCCGGCGGCCAGGCGCUGGCGGCGGGCGCGCCGCGCCGCGCGGGCGCACGGGAUUUACCAGAGGACUUGCUGCCAGAGGAUUUUGCGGGCGCCCCUCGCAAGGCAGCGGGGAGCCCCGACUGGCGGGCCCCUGCCGACCCCUGGGAAAACAACCAGCCCCCGGUCAGGGGCGACGGCCAGCAGGGCGAGCGCGGCGCCGGCGGGUCCGGCCGGCAGCAGCCGCCGCCGCCGCCGCCCCCGCGGGUGCUGCUGCAGCAGCAGCAGGCUGCAGCACCAGCAGGGGAGGGCGGCCGUUGGCGCCGCAGCUCUGGCGGCUCCGGAUCCAUGUCGCCGGCUGGCCCGCACCCACGGGGCGCGCCAGGCAUGCAACAUCCACCCCCGCCCCCGCCCCCGCUGCCGCGCAUGAUGGUGCGCGGCAGCGGCGCUUCAUGGCAGCAGCAGCAGCAGCCGCCAGAGCAAGAGCAAUGGGGUGAUGCAGAGGGUUGGGGUCGCGAGCACAGGCAGGGUUGGGACCGUCAACAGCCACCCUCACUGCAAGACGAUUGCAACCGCUACCGGCCGCCCCCGCCCCCGCCGCCGCCGCCCCGGGGCUUUGAGUGGGGCGACGCCCGCGGCGACAGGGGCGCUUCGCAGCCGGCCGCGGGAGAGCCCGGGGGCGCCUUGCGUGGACGCGACGGCGGCGCGCUGACGUGGCAGCAGCAGCAGAUGAUAGCGGAGGAGGCGGAGCAGGAGGAGGAGGAGGAGCUGGAGCAGUACCAUUCAUAUGAGUACGAGGGCGCGCGACGCGACCACGCCGGCGACCCAUACGACAACGUUGCGCAGGGCCACUGGGGCUCGCAGCCGGCGCACCCGCCGGGGCGGCAGGGCGGCGGCGGCGGCUUGGGGCCCAAGGAUUUCGGGCAGCCGGCGCGGCGCUCGGGCUCUGGGCACGGCGGCGGCUGGUGGGGAGGGGCGGAUGACUCGUGCACAGGGGAGGUGCACGCGAGGGGGCCGUCUGACUGGCGGCAGCAUGAAUACACGGGCUACAGCCCCUCAGAGCAGCACCAGCACCAGCACCACCAGCCGCCGCCGCCGCCGCCUCCGGCCCACCAGCACGGCGGCGACGGCCACCCGCCGGCCCCGCCGCCGCCGCGGCACGCGGCGGGCGCUUGGCAGCAGCGUGGCGACGAGCACAGCUGGCCGACGCGGUCAGGCGGCCCUGAAUCCUGGGACGACGGCGCGCGCCCCGCCGAUACGCGCCACCAUCCGCAUCACCACCCCUCCCAGCAACAGCUGCAGCACCAGCGGCCAACUUACGGCGAGCCUUGGGCCGCCGGCAGGCCUGGCCAGCGGUACACGUCCGAGGAGGUGGUUGGCGAUGACUACGGCGAUUACUACGGCGAGCACUACGAGCGGCACCUGCACCCUGCUGAUUAUUACGACGAGGAUCCUCGUCAGCACAACCAGCACAACUACCGCCCAUACGACUCCAACCUGCGACAGCAGCACCGCCCGCGCGAGUACGACCCCCACUCCUCCCACUCGUAUGCGCGCGGCCCCGCCGAGCAGCAGCAGGAGCCGCGGCAGCAGCACUGGCAGGCGGCGGACAUGUACGGCGGCCGUGGGUAUCAGCAGCAGGAGGAUGAUUGGCAGCAACAGCAGGAGCAACGCUGGCAGCCGCAGCAGUGGCGGCAGCAGCAGCAGCAGCAGCAGCAGCAGCAACGCGGCCAUGCGCACGAGCACUCAGGCGGCGGGCGGCCCCAGCUACAUCGCAGCGCUGAAACCGACGCCGCGUUCGCCGCCGCGCGCGCCGCGAUCGCCGGCCUGCGCCCAUCAGUGCGCCCGGACGACGCCCCUGGGCGCCCCAGCCUGCGAGGCGGCCGGGAUACGGCGGAUUGGGAGCCGUCUGGCGGCGGCUCUGCGGCCGAUUGGGACUGCGAAAUCGAGAAUGACAGCGAAUCGGAGGGCAGCCGCAACAACAGCGGUCCCCCUAGCGACGACACCAGCCCCGACAGCCUCCGCCGCGCCGCCGCUGCCGCCGCGCUCGCGGCCGUCGCCCGCCCGCUACCCGCGCCUCGGACGCGGCGCGCGGGCUCCGGCGGCGCGUCCGGCUACGGGCUGCUGCUGCAGGCGCAGGGGCUGUCGAGGGCCGGUUCUGAGGGCUCUGGCAGCUGCGGCGCCGGCGAGCCGCCGGGCCCGCCGCCGAUGCCGCGGCGGUUGCGGCCGAGCACGCUUUUCACUUCCGUCAUAGGGCAACUCAAACGGCAAGCGACCACCGGCGAGGACGACCAUGACGCCGCGCCAAGCGCCUCGCCGGACGUCGCCGCCGCCGCCGCCGCCGCGGCCUUCGAGAAGAUCACCGCAGGCGCGGGCCGCCGGCCGGAGAGCCCCGCGCCCGCGGACCACGAGGCGCACGGCCGCGACGCGCCGGGCGUCGCGCGGCGCGCAGGCGCGCCACUGGACGGGCCCGCGGCCGACGCCGCCUGGAGCUGCGACCCGUGA
Molecule: messenger RNA, 4155 nt
Organism: Monoraphidium neglectum
Lineage: Eukaryota; Viridiplantae; Chlorophyta; Chlorophyceae; Sphaeropleales; Selenastraceae
Exons: 4
Coding region: 1-4155 (1384 amino acids)
Source: RefSeq, a predicted model, not a curated record